This is a messenger RNA of Phragmites australis (common reed), 1074 nucleotides long. RefSeq names its product transcription factor ILI4-like. Gene Ontology annotation, molecular function: protein dimerization activity. The record is from RefSeq and is a predicted model, not a curated record. NCBI's taxonomy places the organism in Eukaryota, Viridiplantae, Streptophyta, Magnoliopsida, Poales, Poaceae. Bases 302 to 562 code for a protein of 86 amino acids. The transcript has 2 exons. Gene Ontology annotation, biological process: regulation of growth; regulation of DNA-templated transcription.
GGCUCGAUGGCCGGUUUCUUUACCACUCUGUCUACUGUCUUGGCUCCAUCGCGGUUUUCUGUUACAUCUUGCGAGCUCUGCUCUUACCCCGGCCGGCCUCUAGCGAGCUAACCAACCCCCCUCCCUAUAAAUUAAGACCCCAUCGCCCCUUCUGCCUCCCAUCGCCACACUUCAGAGUCGUUCAGCAUUCAGCUAGUUCGAUUGAGAUCGUACACAGCCUCCUCUCGGUCAGCUCGUUGGGUAGUGUUCUCUUCGUCUCACCGGCUCAGUCGCCUCUCGGUCUUCGCCGCUUUCCCCGACGAUGUCGAACAGGAGGUCGCGCGCCUCGGUCUCGGAGGAGGAGAUCAACGAGCUCAUCUCCAGGCUCCAGACCCUGCUCCCCAGCGCGCGCCGCCGUGGCGGCAGCCAGGCGUCGACGACGAAGCUGCUCAAGGAGACGUGCAGCUACAUCAAGAGCCUGCACAGGGAGGUGGACGACCUCAGCGACCGCCUGUCCGACCUCAUGGCCACCAUGGACCACAACAGCCCCGGCGCUGAGAUCAUCCGCAGCCUUCUCCGCUAGCUCCGAUCGAUGGCCGUAUGGCUAGCUCUCAGCAGUGCUGGCUGCUGAGUGUACCAUACAGCAUGCAGCUGCCCAAGGACGACGACGACGGCUAAGGCUGGUUUAAUUGGUAGUAAUUAAGUACGUACUUUGGUAGGGCAUUAGUAUAGCCACUUGCUAGGGCAUCCUAAGUUUGCAGCUGCUUGAUUACCUAGCUCGAUCAUCGCCUUCAUCGUCUCUUCGAUCAUAUGGUUAAGUUAGUUUCUUUCUGUUUCCAUGUCGCUCUUUGUUUGCUAGCUCCUUCGCUUCUCUAGUUCUCUUCGUGUAAGGGGAGCUCUCUGGAUAUAUCUGUGGUCCGGGUCGAGUUGUUUAUUCCUCUGCACAGACAACCGACCGACCGCGAGCUACCGAUCGAUCAACAUGCAUGUACCGGUAAUUACAUAUACUGUUGUUGUCCCAUCCAUCGCGCGUGUACUGUUGCAUGCAGCAGCUUGAUUGAAUCCAGUCUAAUCUAAUCAGUCGUCCUUACGUGC